GUGGCUCUUCUUUUCUCCUUUCAUAUUCACAAGCCCAUGGUGAAGUAUGGCGGUGCUCUCCGGCCAUACCUAGAACCAAGCGAGUCGCUCUGCAUUGACGUUAGUGUGGUGGUUUUGGCACGAGGUGACACGUGUCGCGAGUGGGUACUGCGUUCUCAGGCAGGUCUGUUGUCAAAGCAGCAGUGUGGCGCGAAUCGGCGCCGGUCUGCAAAGCACAUCGCUCCGGUUGCGACCAUUCAUCAACUGCUAGCCCUCGUGAACCCUCGAUCAGACCAUGAACGAGGGGAGACAGCGCCACCCACCUUCAAACGACCACCACGGCCGCCGCCGCCGCCGCCACGUCGAAUCGCCGUGGAAAUGUCGCACGUCUUCAACAAAACGACCAUUGUCAGAGUGUGCGAUUCGUCGUCGCCGUCGUCGUCGUCGUCAAAGAUGGCCGCCAUUUAUGAGACGUUUGGGGGCGGUGACGCCGUUAACCGCAUCGAUGGUGGCCACCGACUGAUUGUCCUCGGAGUUCUCGCCACGAAGCCAAUGUUCCACCAUCCUCGCCGUGAACGCCUCCACCAUGUCCGUGUGCUUGGCCAUAUCCGUGCCCAAAGUGCACCUGACGAUGCAGAAGGGGCCAAUCAGGUUACGUGCUUGUCGGUUAGUGCGUGUGACUCACUCUCAGCUCUCAUUGGUUCGCUGUUUCGGUGGGGGGAUCCCACAUCUCUCGCCUUCCCUCCUCCCGUUUCCACACUAAUGAAACUACUCGUCUCCACAUUCCACAAUAACCACCUCCAUCCAUCCACCUCCAUUCAUCGGCUCUGA
Molecule: messenger RNA, 810 nt
Organism: Mesocestoides corti
Lineage: Eukaryota; Metazoa; Platyhelminthes; Cestoda; Cyclophyllidea; Mesocestoididae
Source: the annotation of a GenBank genome assembly